Messenger RNA from Fulvia fulva, 3126 nucleotides. RefSeq lists its product as uncharacterized. The transcript has a single exon. Gene Ontology annotation, cellular component: nucleus. The coding region runs from base 1 to 3126 and encodes 1041 amino acids. NCBI's taxonomy places the organism in Eukaryota, Fungi, Ascomycota, Dothideomycetes, Mycosphaerellales, Mycosphaerellaceae. Gene Ontology annotation, molecular function: zinc ion binding; DNA-binding transcription factor activity, RNA polymerase II-specific; DNA binding. Gene Ontology annotation, biological process: DNA-templated transcription; regulation of DNA-templated transcription. The record is from RefSeq and is a predicted model, not a curated record.
AUGGGCCCGACAUCGGUGUAUACUGGCAGCCAGACGGGCAGUGACUACGGUUUCGACACACCACAGAGUAUUCCGAACGGGAACGGGACUCAGAGUGCGGCCAACUAUCGAUCAACGCCAAACGGUCUGCCGAAUUCAGUGCAAGACUUCGCUGCUUUCACUGGCAUGGUGCCGUCUCCCCCCGUACAACGCCUUUCGGAUGGGCCGUCGCCGAUAGCUGGACACCACCAUCGCCUCAGCGUCAGUAGUAAUGAUCCAUUCGGCAGCAUGGCAAGGCCUACCAGCUUUCUCGGAUCAAAUACCACGAGCCCCACAGGCAGGAUCAAUGCAGCUGGCGAGGGCUCGGGCGAUACUGGCGAUGGGAUGCAGCAGACCACUGGGGAGGCUGGUAGAUUGGAGCAAGAGAACGGUGUGCCACCCGCGUGGAGUGAACUCAAGACAAAAGCUGGCAAAGAACGGAAACGAUUACCACUUGCAUGUAUAGCAUGCCGGCGCAAAAAGAUACGGUGCUCUGGCGAGAAGCCAGCGUGUAAGCACUGCCUUCGCUCACGAAUACCCUGCGUCUAUAAAGUCACCACUCGCAAAGCUGCGCCCCGAACGGACUACAUGGCAAUGCUAGACAAACGAUUAAAACGAAUGGAGGAUCGGGUCAUCAAGGUUAUACCGAAAGAAGAGCAAAGUGUCAUCAGCAGCACCGGACGUGCUGUGGUCAAGCCUCCGCUUCCACCGCCACCACCGAAAGCUGGCACUUCCAAGAAGCGAGUAGCCGAAGAAGCAUUUGGCAACGAACUAGAAGAAUGGGCCUCCGGUAAGCAAGAGCCCGUCGCAAAGAAGACCGAUGCACCAGAGCCACAUGCAAUCGAGAAGGAGCCCCUCGCCACCAAAGAGUCCGAAGAGCAGAACCUGCUACUGGAAGGCGCGGACAAGCUGCCUGCGAAAGAGAUACAGGAACACCUGGCUGAGGUCUUCUUCGACUAUGUCUAUGGGCAGAGCUACCACCUACUACACAAGCCCAGCUUCAUGCGCAAGCUGGCUCAAGGUACAGUUCCACCCGUGCUUAUGCUCGCUGUCUGCGCCAUAUCCGCACGCUUUUCAAAUCAUCCUGCAGUGAGGACUGAGCCGGCGUUCUUGCGUGGAGAAACAUGGGCUAGCGCGGCACGCGAUAUUGCGCUACGAAGAUACGACACGCCGAACAUCACAAUUUUGAUAUGUUAUCUCAUCCUUGGCCUACAUGAGUUUGGGACAUGCCAGGGAGGCCGAAGCUGGAUGUUUGGAGGGAUGGCACAGAGGAUGGCCUAUGCGCUACAGCUUCACAAGGAUCUCGAUCAUGACCCGAAGGAGCGAACACAGGAGAAGCACAAACUCACAUUCACCGACCGAGAAAUUAGACGGAGGACGAUGUGGUCGUGCUUCCUCAUGGAUCGCUUCAACUCCAGUGGUACCGACAGACCCAUCUUCGUCGGUGAGCAGUAUAUCCGAGCCCAACUACCCGUCAAAGAAAGCUUCUACCAGAUGGAGAUCAACGGGCCCACCGAAGAUCUGGAAGGCAACGUUCCGAAUCCGGUCCAGUCAGGCACCGGCCAGAUGGCGGACGCGAAAGACAAUAUGGGGGUGGCAGCUCACCUGGUCCGCUUGGUCUCGAUAUGGGGCAAACUCAUCGCUUAUCUCAACCUGGGUGGUAAAGAGCGAGACGAGCAUCCAAUGUGGGCCGAAGAAUCGAGAUUUCAAGGUCUUAAACGAGCCACGGCCGAGUGGAAAGACGCGUUACCAUCAUCUCUACAAUAUUCAAGCGAGAAUCUGCAAAUUCAUGCUUCUGAGAAGAUUGCAAAUCAGUUCAUCUUCCUGCACAUUGUGUACAAUCAGAUCUUGCUUUUCAUGAAUCGCUUUGCCUUACCUGUGCCGGGAUCACGACCGAUAUUGCCAAAGGAUAUGCCAGAGGACUUCACGGCUGAGGCUGCCAAAACAGCUCUGGAGGCCGCCAACCAAAUAUCUGCGUUGAUCCAUGAAGCAGGCGAUCAUCUGGUAGUGGCACCUUUUGCAGGUUAUACUGCAUUCUUCAGUAGCACUGUGCACAUCCACGGUGCCUUCUCCAAAAAUUCGGCUCUGGAGGCUUCGAGCAAACAGAAUUUGGCCUGGAACGUCAAGUAUCUGACCAAGAUGAAGAAGUACUGGGGCAUGUUUCACUUCGUGACCGAGAAUCUGCGAGAUCUGUACCGCCGUCAUGCAGAUGCUGCUCGAUCAGGCGGUAAGACUGGUAAAGAAGGUGAGCAAGCCAUCUUUCAGUAUGGCGACUGGUUCGAUCGAUAUCCGCAUGGCGUUAGCGGGACGGACUACGAAGAGCCAAGCGCAGAAGUGAAGAAGGAGCCAGGAUCCGACGCAGUCCUCGGCCAGAAGAGUGACCUGCAAACUGUGGAGGAGUUCUUCUCGAAGCUCAGUCCUCCAAGCAGAACCCAAGUGCCGCAGCAGCAGCCGACCAGAAAGGCGGCGAAGAAGCGGCACUCUACCUCGGCGGGAAGCAAGACUAACCAGCCUGUGACUAGCCGACCACAGCAGCCAGACCAAAACAAUAGCCACAUCGCCCAGCAGCAACCACAUCAGCAGCCGAUCAACCACGAUCUAGCAGCUACGCGAGCAUUCCAAAGUAACAUGGAUAACUUCACCCAACAACCUACAGCCUUCCCGCCGGCUUUCCAGCCGCCUCAUAAUCCACUGCUCAUGACACCACCUCAGCAGUUCAUGUCGCAGCUAGAUCGGCAAAUGGUUCUUAACUCCUAUGCCAGCUCGAAUCAGAACCUGGCGAACAUGAAUGGCUCGAUCCUCGACAGCGCCGGCACCAACCUCGACGACUUCGAUUGGAACGCAUUCGCCAAUAGCAGCAACAGCCAGAGUAAUAAUAAUGGCUUUUGGGGCGAUCCGUCGACAACAUGGUUCAUGCCUUUUAAUAUGGAUCCUCCAACCGUGAGCGAUGAUAACAAUCUCUUUACAGGGAACUUCGAUUGGUCGAACAAUUUUGCUGGGUUCGGAGAUAUGGUGGGAAUGCCGCCUACGGGCUUGACGCCACAGCCGACCAGCGAUGUUGUGACUGUCCAGGAUGUUGGGAUGGAUGGAAUGGAUCAUAUGCAAUGA